GGAGCUCUUAUAAAUAGCGGUCAUUUUUAAGAGGCAGUCACUCAUCUCGUCUUCUACGUUCGAUUCGCAGGCUUACCAUCAGACAAGUAACCUACCAUGGCACGCACCAAGCAGACGGCUCGCAAAUCUACCGGAGGAAAGGCUCCCAGAAAGCAGUUGGCAACCAAGGCGGCCAGGAAGAGUGCCCCAGCCACAGGGGGAGUUAAAAAGCCACAUAGAUACAGGCCUGGAACUGUCGCCCUGAGAGAGAUUCGCCGCUACCAGAAGAGCACCGAGCUUUUGAUCCGCAAACUCCCAUUCCAGCGUCUAGUGAGGGAGAUUGCCCAGGACUUCAAAACAGAGCUCCGCUUCCAGAGUUCCGCCGUGAUGGCCCUUCAAGAAGCUAGCGAAGCCUAUCUGGUCGGGCUAUUUGAAGACACCAACCUGUGCGCCAUCCAUGCUAAGAGGGUUACCAUCAUGCCGAAAGAUAUCCAGCUGGCCCGUCGAAUCCGUGGAGAACGCGCCUAGAGCGCCAAUGCACUACAGCCUGUAGGGCAUAUAGCCAAACGGCUCUUUUCAGAGCCAC
Messenger RNA from Lytechinus variegatus (green sea urchin), 565 nucleotides. Its product is annotated as histone H3, embryonic. Lineage: Eukaryota; Metazoa; Echinodermata; Echinoidea; Temnopleuroida; Toxopneustidae. Bases 97 to 507 code for a protein of 136 amino acids. Gene Ontology annotation, cellular component: nucleosome. The record is from RefSeq and is a predicted model, not a curated record. The transcript has a single exon. Gene Ontology annotation, molecular function: DNA binding; structural constituent of chromatin; protein heterodimerization activity.